Messenger RNA from Aureobasidium namibiae CBS 147.97, 2007 nucleotides. Its product is annotated as glycoside hydrolase. NCBI's taxonomy places the organism in Eukaryota, Fungi, Ascomycota, Dothideomycetes, Dothideales, Saccotheciaceae. The transcript has 2 exons. Gene Ontology annotation, molecular function: alpha-L-fucosidase activity. The record is from RefSeq and is a predicted model, not a curated record. Gene Ontology annotation, cellular component: lysosome. Gene Ontology annotation, biological process: fucose metabolic process; glycoside catabolic process. The coding region runs from base 1 to 2007 and encodes 668 amino acids.
AUGGUGUACCAGUCCGUCAACUGGCUCGACUCUACGAAACAAGUCUCUAGUGUCACACUUCCAAAUGUCACCUCUGGCGCCGCAACUGGACCGGGCGGUGCUGCACAAAACACUCGCUUGCACAUAUUCUCAGUUUCGCUCGUCACGGCAAAUGGUGCCGGAAUCAGUCUUGAGAUUCAGCAAGCACGAUCGACACAACUUUGGAUGGAAGGAACGAACAAGACUCAGAUAUUCGAGGCCAUCGUGGUGAACACAGGAGAUGACUGGAUUCUUGCAAACAACAGUGUCAAAGUUGCAGUCGAAGCCCCAGGCAUAACAACUGUACAACCUGGGGUGAUCAAUAGACUUCGUCCUGGAGACAGAGCCACCGUUCGUGUUGGGGUGGUCAAUGCCGACGGGACAGAGCCUGGUAGCACUGGCGAAGCCACUUUACGUGUCACGGGUGCCGGUGUGCAGGCGAGUUCGACGUUCAACGCAACCUUUGGCAUCGGUUCCUACGAAGCAACAUACGAGAGUAUCUACGCCCAUGAAAGCCCCUCUUGGUACACAGGCGGAAAGUACGGCAUCUUUAUCCACUGGGGUGUGUACGCUGUCCCCGGUUGGGGCAAUUCUGGCGAGAAGGAACAAUAUGCCGAGUGGUAUUGGUGGUACAUGAACCAAGGCCCUGAUAGCUCGAACGAUGCAGGUUUCUACCAAUACAACCUUGACACAUACGGUCCGGAUCAUGUAUACGACGACUUUAUCCAAAACUUCACGACAGAGUUCUACGAUCCCAAAGAAUGGGUUGAUCUCUUUGCCGAUGCCGGUGCUCAGUACUUCGUUCAAGUAUCGAAGCAUCACGAAGGAUAUGCUCUCUUCGACAUCCCGGCCAACAUCACCAAGCGAACCAGCGUGGCUCAAGUUCCACACAAGAAUUUGCUGCAGAUGCUGUUCGAUGCUGCAGAUGAAUAUCAGCCACAUCUCCACAAAGCCACCUACUUCUCGGUACCUGAAUGGUUCCAUCCCGACUACAAGAAGUAUGGGUUCGGCGAUUCCAAAGGCGCUGCAUGGCCUGGCGGCAAUGCAACUAAUCCUUACACCAACGAGACACUUCCUUACACUGGCUACGUGUAUGUAGACGACUUUGUCUCUGAUCUCAUUCUCCCCGAGAUGGAAAUCUUGGCUUCGAUGGGCACAGAAAUCAUGUGGUGUGACAUCGGAGGCCCCAACCUGACUGCAGAGUUCUCGUCAAAAUACUUCAACGACAUGGCCGCCCAAGGCAAACAAGUCCUAAUCAACAACCGCUGCGGCCUCCCCGGCGACUUCGACACCCCGGAAUACGCCAAAUACGAAGCCGUGCAAAUGAGAAAAUGGGAGUCAAACCUCGGCAUGGAUCCCUUUUCCUACGGCUACAACCGCGCAACACCCAUCUCCGCCUACAUCACCCCUACUGAAAUCGUAACCUCUCUCAUCGAUAUCGUCAGCAAGAACGGCAAUUUCCUGCUCGAUAUUGGCCCUCAGGCUAAUGGCACUAUUGUGGAUAUCGAAAAGGAAAAUCUCAGGGAGGCGGGUAAGUGGAUCAAAGGGCACGGAGAGGCAAUUUUCAACACGACGUAUUGGUUCAUCACUCCUGAGGAGGGAGAGACUGUGAGGUUUACGCAGACGCCGGAUGCGUUCUACAUCUUGACUUUGUAUGCGCCCAACGCUACGCUGGUUCUGGAUAGCCCUGUUCCCUACGUUGCUGGCGAUCAAGUCACCAUUGUGGGCGGCAAUAUGAGCGGUAGUGUUGUUCCAUCGAGGUUGUUGAGUAAUGGAAGUCUGGAGUUGACGAUCAGCGAUGCUGUUGUCGCUGCUGAUGAGUACAGUUGGGUCUUCAAGAUUGCGUUUGGAGGUGUGCCUUCGAAUGGCACCGUCACUGGCAGCGCACCUCCGUUUCAACAGACUACUAACGACGCUGGCAAGUGGUCAUCAGAUUGGGUCAAGUUGGUUCCGUCUGUUGUGCUUGGAGCUAUGCUGUGGCUUAUGUAG